Messenger RNA from Cyphomyrmex costatus, 2325 nucleotides. RefSeq lists its product as uncharacterized. Bases 100 to 2325 code for a protein of 741 amino acids. The record is from RefSeq and is a predicted model, not a curated record. NCBI's taxonomy places the organism in Eukaryota, Metazoa, Arthropoda, Insecta, Hymenoptera, Formicidae. Gene Ontology annotation, cellular component: transcription factor TFIIIC complex. Gene Ontology annotation, biological process: transcription initiation at RNA polymerase III promoter. The transcript is spliced from 4 exons. Gene Ontology annotation, molecular function: protein binding; histone acetyltransferase activity.
CAAGUGGCGGAGAUCGGGGCAUUAUAAAUCACAAAAAUUCAAACAGUAAAAAAUACAUUAAAAUCAACACGUGAAAUUGUACUAUUAUCUUUAUGAAAUAUGGAAACGGAAGAACUUUGCAGUAUCAAUAUUGCCCCAUUAGUAACGAGCCCGUUUGCUAUAGAAUGGUCACCUGAUAAUCACAUUUCAAUAAUUACGGAAAAGGGUGUACACGUGCUUGAGUUACAACCUUCGCCUAUGUCGCCGAAUCCAAUUUUCAAGUUUUUCCGUUCUUUCAUAUAUUCUUCCAAUAUUUUGCCAGCAGGUGCUUUUACAAAGGAGAUAGAUUCCUCAAUAUGGAAUUUGAAACGUGAAGAGAUUUAUUCACUUCUUAUGGAUGAUGUCAUUACGCCAAAGUUAGACGGAGUAAUUGACAAGUGUCCUAGGAUAGUAAAGGUGACGUGGUCUCCUAAAAAUUUGAUUUCUCCUAGUCAGUGUAUAUUAGCGAUAUUAAACUCAGCAGGUGCAGUUGAAUUGUUGCAUAAAGUUUUUAAUAAUUGGUAUUCCAUAUGUGAUGUUUUGUCCCUUCGGCUAAAAAUUAUACAAGAUGAAAUCAAAGUUGGACUGGAUAAAUAUGAUCUUAAUGAGAAAUUAAAUAACCAGAGUGCAAGGACAAUUGAGACUAUAAAGAAAGUACAAGCUUGCUCUAUGGCAUGGAGUAAACUGUUCAAAAUAGAAGAAACUUUGCUCCUUAAAAGAGAAGAAGCCUUUGCAUAUUUUUCUGUAGCCUAUCGUAAUGGCGAUAUAGUGAUUUGGAAGGUUCCCAGAAUAUCAAAUUUUACAAAAAGCUUGCAGCCUAUAUUUGUCGGAUUAAUACAUUUAAAUCAUGCAUCAAAAAUUAAUGUAUUAUGUUGGAUUACUAUUAAUAUCAACGAACAUCUGAUUGCUGUUGGAUAUUUGGAUGGUAGAAUAUGUGGUAUAAAAUUAACAGAUAAUAAUAAUAAUAUACAAAUAACACUUGUAGAAAAGUAUGUCGAUUCUGAUCAUAUAGCAGUCAAUUAUUUAUAUAUAAUUCCUCAAGACAACAUAAAGAUUCUUGCUGCCAAAGGUUCUUUCCUCUUGUUAUUAUGCACAAAUUCGAAAAGUAUACGUUAUUUUCGUGCUCCAGGAUUUACCAUUACAGGUGUAGUUCCUGUUAAUGCUCAGCAAUUUUUAAUCACUACACAGGACAGUUAUACUUUUAUCAUUGACAUAGAAUCAAAUGAUUUAGUUAGUAUCAAUGUUAAAAGUCAUUUACCACAAACACGUGUUCAAUAUUUAGGACUCGCUCAUUCUCUAAAUAGAGUAAUAUUUGUAAAUAUAACUAGUCCAAAUACAGUAUAUGAUCAUCUGGUGAUAAGAGAACCAAGUAUAAUACACAUAUUUACUUUAAAAGAUGUAUGUAAUCCAUUAUCUACUAUUAGAAAGAGUAAAAAACUCGGAAAUGUCUGGGAUUGUAUGGAAAUCCUUAGACUAAAAGCUCUCAAGGCAAAAAACCCAUGUAAUAUAUUUUCCCCAAUUCCGAAGAAUCUUGAAUUGUUGUCACUCUACAAACUACAAGUAUCAAUGUGGAUGACGGUAAUGAAGACUGUGUGCACAACAAAAAAACCAAUACCGAAUAUGGAUCACAUAAGGGAGUCUAAAAUAACGGAAGCACUUCCGUUAAUUUUCUUACAUUCCGCUUGUACAUAUUUGGAAAAUUUGAUAAAUAAGGAUAUAUUAUCGGAAAAUGAGACAUUUGCAAUAUUUUUGUUAAGACGAUACCUGGAAAUAUACCAAGGCAUACCAUCAGAUGAGGAUUCAAACAAAUUGACAACAAAGCGAAUUCGGAAAAUAUUAAACACGACUACAUUUUAUUCAAACCAAAUUGAAAAGUGUAAUCUAUGUGGUGAAAUAAUAGAUGGAAUGUGGCAUGUCAGAGCGUGUCCACAAGGUCAUAAAUUACCUAGAUGUUGUAUGACAUUGUUGCAGAUAAAGUUGUUGGAAUACCGUGUUUGUCCGAUAUGUGGUCAGAUCUUUCACCCAUGCUUAGAAGAUAUAUAUAAGGAGCCGCAAUGUCAGUUCUGCAAUGUACCUAUUUUGCGUAACUCAUAUGAUUUUGAUGUAGAAAACUCAGAACUAUACGGAAAAAAUUUAUCACUCCCAAUAAUUGCUGACAUCACAGCUGAAUCAAGAAAUCCAGAAUCUGAAGAAUCAUCUAAUAAACAAAAACAAAAUAAAUGGGACACUUCCCAUACAUAUUCUGUAAUUGUGAAUGAUGAUGACAACGAAUCAAAUAGAAUUACGGAGAAAUGGGAAAAAUUUUAA